Messenger RNA from Ilex paraguariensis (yerba mate), 1056 nucleotides. NCBI's taxonomy places the organism in Eukaryota, Viridiplantae, Streptophyta, Magnoliopsida, Aquifoliales, Aquifoliaceae. The record is from the annotation of a GenBank genome assembly.
AUGAGUGAAGGCCAGCGGUUUCAGCUGGGAACAAUUGGAGCAUUGUCUUUGUCUGUGGUUUCCUCGGUGUCCAUUGUGAUUUGUAACAAGGCACUUAUUAGUACUCUUGGUUUUACCUUUGCUACAACUUUGACAAGUUGGCAUCUUCUUGUCACGUUUUGUUCUCUUCAUGUGGCAUUAUGGAUGAAAUGGUUUGAGCACAAGCCGUUUGAUUCAAGAGCUGUCAUGGGCUUUGGGAUACUUAACGGGGCCUCAAUUGGACUUCUGAAUCUUAGCCUGGGUUUUAACUCUGUUGGUUUCUACCAGAUGACAAAACUGGCAAUCAUCCCCUGUACAGUUCUUUUGGAGACUAUUUUCUUCACAAAGAAAUUCAGUAGGAAUGUCCAGCUUUCGCUUGGCAUUCUUCUUUUGGGUGUUGGAAUUGCAACCGUAACUGAUCUGCAGCUCAAUGUCCUUGGCUCUGUAUUAUCUCUGCUUGCGGUUGUCACAACCUGUGUCGCCCAGAUUAUGACCAAUACCAUCCAGAAAAAGUUCAAAGUAUCUUCGACCCAACUCCUGUAUCAAUCUAGCCCCUAUCAGGCAAUGACUCUGUUCUUCACUGGCCCAUUUCUAGACUGGCUUUUGACGAAUCAGAAUGUUUUUGCUUUCAAAUACACCCCUCAAGUGCUGGCAUUCAUUGUUCUAUCCUGCCUAAUUUCAGUCUCUGUAAACUUCAGUACCUUCUUAGUAAUUGGAAAGACAUCUCCAGUCACCUAUCAAGUCCUAGGACAUCUGAAAACAUGCCUAGUUUUGGGCUUUGGCUAUGUGCUACUCCAUGACCCAUUUAGCUGGCGAAACAUUUUAGGGAUCUUGGUUGCUGUGGUUGGCAUGAUACUUUAUUCUUAUUGUUGCACUCUUGAGAGCCAGCAAAAGGCAAUUGAAGCAUUACCACAGUUGUCCCAGGCAAAGGAAAGUGAAUCUGAUCCCCUCAUAAGUGUCGAAAAUGGAUCUGGAAUCUUAAAUGACAGUGUUACAAAAGCCCCUGCGUGGAAUUCAAACAAGGACCUUCAAGCAUAA